UAUUUUAUACAUUGCCUACAAAUAUAUUAAAACAAAUUUAUGAUAAAUAUACACCAAUAGACAAUCCAGAGAUUAAAAAACAAUUUUGGAAUGAGAUAAUAGAAGAAAUGAUUAGAUUUUCUAAAGAACUUCAAGUUCAUAUAAAUGAAGUUUUAAGAAAAGAAACUGGAUAUUCUUAUAUGGCUAAUGCAACAAAUUUUUAUCGAACUGUUACAACAGAUAUAAUAUGGUCAGUACUAGGAUUUAAAGAUCAAAAAGAAAUUUCGAUGAAUGAUGAAAAAAGUAUUGAAUAG
Molecule: messenger RNA, 293 nt
Organism: Cetraspora pellucida
Lineage: Eukaryota; Fungi; Glomeromycota; Glomeromycetes; Diversisporales; Gigasporaceae
Source: the annotation of a GenBank genome assembly